This is a messenger RNA of Symbiodinium pilosum, 3783 nucleotides long. The record is from the annotation of a GenBank genome assembly. NCBI's taxonomy places the organism in Eukaryota, Dinophyceae, Suessiales, Symbiodiniaceae.
AUGCGCGCCAAAGCCUUGCGCGCCAGAGCUCCCGGUGGGCGAAUUGCAGUGGCUGUGGUGGCCGCAGCCGCAUCCAUUCUGGCAGUCCUGGCAGGGCGCUGCUUCUCCUGGUCACAUAACAGGCCGGUAACAGCGGAUGAGGGGCCUCCACUGCCAGCGGUCCAGCCCAAGGUGUCACUGGGCCUGAAAGAUGCCAGCAAGACUGUCCAGGUUGGAGACGAAGUUCGAGGCUUUGUGAGGGAAGCCUGGCGCAGCUUCGUUUUUGUGGACAUCGGUGCGGAGCGGGAUGCACGGCUGGAGCUAAGCGAGAUCGAAGAUGGCUUUCCGGGAGCGUCCCCGAAGGUUAUCUUCGAAAGGCAGCACAUGGUGCAGGCACGUGUCUUGGAGGUUGGAGACAAUGGCGCUAUCUUUCUGACUCGGCGCUCGGGAGAUCUCACGCGACCUCCUCGCCUUUACAAGCAGGACGUUAACCGCGACCCCGAGAUGUUGGAGAGCUUGCCAACCGGCAUUACUUUCUCUGGCCAAGAGUGUGAUGUAGCAGGCAUGCGCACAGGCCUCAGGGCCGGCUUAGCAGUGCCUGGAGGGCUAUGGAACAAGCGCAGAUUUGAGUCAGUUGCGGGCAGCGUCUUGGACAUGAAGUGCUUGGAGCGUGUCUCCCUUUCAGGAUGCCAAAAGAAUAUCUGGAAUCAUUUGGUGAAGCAUGCAGAGUUCUACUCCCGGAACCAAGAUAACUGGAAUCUUGCUUUGGAUUGGGGACCGGCAUCUGAAGUGCUGAAGGCAACCCAAAACUCCGGCUGUGGACUGGCCAGCCGCGUGCUUCGAUCCGAGGGCGGCGCCAGCUUUGGGGGCGGCAAACUGUUGAUCUCCCUUCCGAGCCGACUGCAGAUUGAGACGGCAAUUAUCGUUCCAAAGACACGGGCAAGUGAGCCAAUUCAAGGCACGAUCUGUGCCUCAUCACAGGGUGGUUGCGCCAUGGCAUGCCGCUUUUGCGAUACAGGCUUAAUCCGCCAACAGGGUGACUCUCGUGGAAUCAACCUUCCUGCAUGGGCCAUCUUAGAGCAAGUGCUGCAUGCAGAGGCGUGGCUCCAGCGCGAAGGCAGUCAGAGGGCAAGCAACGUUGUGUUCAUGGGCAUGGGUGAGCCCCUCCUGAACUAUACAAAUGUGUUGGAGGCUGCAAGGAUGCUCCUUUCCUCUGGGCACAAAGUGACACUCUCCACAGUUGGAGUUGCGCCUCAAAUUCGAAAGCUGGCCAAAGAAGCCCCGCCUGGACUAAAUCUCGCUUUGUCUUUGCAUGCUCCAACGCAGGAGCUCAGAGAAAAGCUUCUCCCCGUGGCCUCCAAAUCCUGGAGCCUCGUAGAGGUGUUUUCAGGUGUUCGGGAGUAUGAAGCAGCCACGGGCACCGGUGUCCUUCUUGAGUACAUCCUCAUCCGUGACGUGAACGAUGGCGAUGAGCAGGCGAGCGCGUUGGCUGAGGCCGUCGUGCGCGAGCGGCUUCGUUGUGCAGGCAUCAACCUGAUUCCUUACAAUCCCACAACUGCUGGAGCUGCAAGUGGCUAUGAGCCUCCGUCUGACUUCAGUUGCAAGCGUUUCCGUGACAAGCUACGAAGUCUGGGUGCUCCAAAUGUCACGAUCCGCUUUUCGACAAAGCUUGGCCGCUCAUGGUCAGCAGCAUGUGGUCAGCUGGGUGUGAAUGAGAAUGCCGACCCAGACGUGCGAACGGAUCAUCUUGCAGCGAUCCCUCGACUUCAUCCACCAGGUGCAGCUCAGUCCUUGCUCUUCCGGAAGUCUCUGACACUGCCAUGCUCAUCCGGCCGUUUCAGCAUGGGAACCUGGCAGGGCAUCUAUUUGAUUGAUCUGCGAAGUGGUGGGUGCACUGAUCCCGUUGAGGUUGAGGUAACCUAUCGCGCGUCAACUCAACGAGAGGAGUUUUCCGUGAUGGCUGCUGCAAGGAAUGCGACCCAGCUGGAAGCAGAGAUCGUGAAGCGUUUGCCGGCGGAGGCUGGAGCUCUAGUGGUGCACGAAAAGCACACCAGCGCGAGCCUCUCCAUAGGAACAGGCAACGUGGAGCCGGUGAUGGAUCAGGUCAUUCCGGAGAAGUGGCAUUACGAGUUCUUUCAACAUACAAUGGAAGGUCCCGAUGACAUGACGGGACAUUUGAAAUGUUCUCUUUUGGGUUGCUCUGCGACAGUCCCAGUUCUGGAAGGCAUGCCGUUGGCACCAGUCAGGCUGAAUGAGCACCGGGACUCAGGUGGUUAUGGUGUGGGGCACCAGCGCAGGAUAUCCUUGGACCACCUUAGCGCAAGCAAGGAGUCCUUUGAACUGCAGGUUUCGGGUACUUCGGAGAUUGGCUCCGAGCUAGCAAAGAGAGGUGGGGAGCUGGUAAGUGUUUUGGCCUUGGAAGGCCGGGGUGGACUUUUGAUGGGCUCCCGUGAUGCGGUGGAAAGCUUCCAGGUGCCGGAUGAGGCAGUUCUUUCACGGAUGAAAGGCCGGAAUGCUGCGGCAUCUGCGGAGAGCCAGCACUUCAUGCUGAUGCUUCGGGCGACCGCGUCCGCGAUAUCGUGCGCCGGCAUCGCAACCCUGCAGGCUCGACAGCUGCUCAUAACGCAGACAGCCAGUCCGCUUGGGGACGCUGCGGUGGUGCAAGCCACGAGCGGCCUUGCAACUGCCUAUUCCCUUGGCAGCGUAGCGGAGUUUUUCCUGAGCCCCGUCUUCGGGAAGAUGUCUGACCGCUUUGGCCGAAAGCCGAUCCUGCUCUUCUUCAUGAUCGGCCCGGCCAUCAUGCGCACGCUGUGCGCGCUGGUGGAGCAACCCGUGGCCAGGAUACGGUGGCUCGACUUUGCAUCAGCGCGGGCUAUCGGUAUUCAGCCGUUUAUGGGCAUGUGCGGAACAAUGAUCACGGACGUCUUCACAGUGGAUGCACAGCCUGCAGCGCGAGCUCAGCUGGCUGCAUCGCAGGCUUUCGGGAACAUCCUUGGGAACUAUUUAUCUGGUUGGUGGAAUGCAAGGGCAGGUCCCCGCUCUACUUACCUAUGCACGGCAGCCGCACCUCUGCUUUCUCUGGCCUUCGCUUCGGCAUGCCUGCCUGAAACGAACAGGGAGGCUGGAGGCUCGAGUUCCAGGGAGGGUGGAUCUGUUCCCACCUCUCCCAAGACUGUCGCUAGGGGAAAGAAGAACCCCUAUGCAACUUUGCUGCUUGACCCGGAGUGCUGUCUUCUGGCUGGUGCCUUGGGACUCUAUGAAUUCAUGAACUACCCUCCGAUGAAUUCCGUUGCAAUCCUACUUAUGAAGGAGCGUCUCAACUGGGGACCACUGGAAGCAGGGCGCUUUGCUUCUGGACAUGCGCUGGCAGGCUUUUGUGGUUCCAUGCUGGCGGGCAGGCUUAUUCAAUUCUUCGGGAAAAGGUUGUAUGUGAGCGUCACAAACCUGCUGACAAGUGUGGCCUACUUCACGUGGGCCGUCUCCAAGACUGGCCCCGGCCUUGUAGCGUGCCUGCUGCCUCUCUGCUUUGGGACAGGUGGGAACACUGUGCUACUGACGCGCUUUGUAGAGCGGGCGGUGCAGUUGGGCCUAUCUCGGGGUGAGGCCAUGGGUGUCAUGUCUGCCAUUGGGGCUAUGGGUCGGAUGGCUGCACCACAGCUCUUCACUCGCCUGUGGCUGCGGGCUGUGGCACAGAAAGGUCGGCCGCGGGCUCUGCCGCUGGGCGCUCCCAUGCUGUCAGUGGCCGCAAUCGCCUUGAUCCAGGAGCUCUUGUAUCGAAGUUCGUUGCUUGUUCGGUCGACCUGA